AUUAGAUCGUACCAUGGAAUAUGACCUUUCCCUUGGUCACACAAAUCGAUUGAUCGUCUGUAAGAGAGACUACCAUACCCACAUACGUCUAGAUGACCUAGACUGGGCACGGACUUUGACAGAGGAGAACCGGAAGUGUCAUGUCACUCCGAGGCAAAGUGUGCCUUGUUACCGGGGCCACACGUGGAAUUGGUCAUGGCAUUGCCCUACAGCUGGGAGAGGCGGGUGCCACAGUCUACAUCACAGGUAGAACAUUAACACAACCACCAGGGGAAGAAACAGUAGGAAGCUGUCUGACAGACACGGCAAAGGAGGUUGAGGCAAGGGGAGGUAAGUGUAUCCCUGUUCAAUGUGAUCACAGUAAGGAUGAAGAUGUGGAGGAAUUGUUCCAGAGAGUGAAGACCGAGCAGAACGGACAGCUGGACAUCCUGGUCAACAAUGCGUACUCCGCAGUCACUGCCAUUAUGAAAAACAUGGGAGUACCAUACUGGGAGCAGCCAAUGAACAUGUGGGACACUGUGAAUAAUGUGGGGCUGAGGAACCAUUAUCUCUGUGCUGUUCAUGCUGCCCGCCUCAUGGUACCACGUAAACAAGGACUGAUCGUCAACAUUUCAUCGGUGGGAGGAUUAAGAUAUCUAUUUAACGUUCCCUACGGCAUCGGGAAGGAAGCGUGUGACAGAAUGGCUACUGACUGUGCCAUGGAGUUAAAGAAACACUGUGUAGCUUUCGUCAGUCUGUGGCCCGGUAUAGUAAAAACAGAGCAUAUGCUGAACUUCUCGGACAACAUUGAAGAAAAUCAUAUGGAAAAACUGGCUGGACCGAACGCUCCUGUUAAAGUCGAUGCCAAAAUAAUGAAAAAUUCUAUAGCACGUGGAGAAACUCCCGAGUUUUCUGGGAAAUGUAUUGUCCAUUUAGCACAAGAUCCAAAUAUUAUGAAGAAGUCUGGCUAUGUACUGAUGACUGCAGAGUUGGGGGAGGAAUACGGCAUAAAAGACAUUGAUGGUCGAACAAUCCCUAGCUUUCGCCAGCUGAACCAGUUCCCAGGUGUUCCCGGUAUCCGAUGGUUACCAAACUGGGUCCGUCUCCCAAUGUGGGUGAUGGCAAUGGGUGGUAGAAAGUUCUAACGUCUUAUACAAGUCAAUAUACAGUGUAUUCUAACAUUGAUAAGCAUUUGUGAGUAAAAGUUCACAAUCUUUUCCAGGUUGUACAGUAUUAAUUUUUUUUCGUUUAAAAAGGUUGUACGAAAGUUAAUUUUCUGUCUUGAUUUAUCCGGUUACAGCUAUACAUGUACAUGCAAUACUAUCAAGGUGUGUAAUAAUUUGAUGAUCAAAUUAGAAUGUGAGGUUUAGCAGCUACGACAGAGGGAACAUUUGUCGCAUAUUAAACAG
This is a messenger RNA of Ostrea edulis (European flat oyster), 1388 nucleotides long. RefSeq names its product dehydrogenase/reductase SDR family member 1-like. Lineage: Eukaryota; Metazoa; Mollusca; Bivalvia; Ostreida; Ostreidae. The transcript is spliced from 10 exons. The coding region runs from base 141 to 1124 and encodes 327 amino acids. The record is from RefSeq and is a predicted model, not a curated record.